This is a messenger RNA of Limulus polyphemus (Atlantic horseshoe crab), 1489 nucleotides long. RefSeq names its product DNA-(apurinic or apyrimidinic site) lyase-like. NCBI's taxonomy places the organism in Eukaryota, Metazoa, Arthropoda, Merostomata, Xiphosura, Limulidae. The transcript has 7 exons. Gene Ontology annotation, biological process: base-excision repair. Gene Ontology annotation, molecular function: DNA binding; DNA-(apurinic or apyrimidinic site) endonuclease activity; double-stranded DNA 3'-5' DNA exonuclease activity. Gene Ontology annotation, cellular component: nucleus. The record is from RefSeq and is a predicted model, not a curated record. Bases 194 to 1189 code for a protein of 331 amino acids.
CAAUUGGUGUAACCCUAGAGUUAACAUCUUUCAAACUCAACCAACAUCUACUUUAUAGAGAGCGCUAUGUACAAAGCGCGGGUUGAAAAAAGUGUGUAAAAUUGAGUUCCCAACGAGAUUAGUUAAUCGUUUGUUCUGAUUUUAGGGAGUUUAUAGUUGUUUAUCUGAAGAAGGAUACCCAAAUACUGAACCAAUGGCAAGAAAAGGUAGUACUGCAAGAAAGGCUAAAAGCAAGGUUACACAUGUUGAAAAAACUCAGUCAAGUGAACAAAACACUACCAGUAACACAAGGAAAAGGAAACGAAAUGAAAGUAGUGAUGUAGAAGUUUCAGAAUCUAAGUAUAACAAAUCUGACAAAAGCCUGAAGGAAGAAGCUACUGCAGCUGAGUCCUCUUCUGCCACACCUGCAGAAAAAAAUGCAUUUUAUAGAAUAUCUUCAUGGAAUGUAAAUGGUGUCAGGGCAUGGUUGGAUAAAAAAGGUUUGGACUUCAUAAAGCAGGAAAACCCAGAUAUCUUCUGUAUUCAAGAAACAAAGUGUUCGGAUGAUAAGCUUCCUGCAAACGUAAAGAAUGUAACAGGAUAUAAAACCUAUCCUUUAUCUGGUGACAAGGAUGGAUACUCCGGUGUAUGCAUGUUUUCCAAGAAACAACCAGUUAGUGUCAAAUAUGGUAUUGGUAUAGACAAACAUGACAAGGAAGGCCGAGUCAUAACUGCAGAGUAUGAUGAGUUUUUCUUAGUCGCUGCAUAUGUGCCAAAUGCUGGAAAAAAGUUAGUGAGACUGGACUACAGACAAGAUUGGGACAAAGAUUUUUGCAAGUAUCUGAAAACUCUAGAUGCUGUGAAGCCAGUCAUUCUCUGUGGAGAUCUAAAUGUUGCACACCAAGAAAUAGAUCUUGCUAAUCCAAAGACAAAUAAGAAGAAUGCAGGAUUUACUCAAGAAGAAAGAGAUGGAUUCUCGUCUUUAUUGAAUGAAGGGUUUAUUGACAGUUUCCGAACACUUUAUCCAAAUGCUAAAGGAGCCUAUACUUUUUGGACAUACAUGAUGAAUGCUAGGGCAAAAAACGUAGGCUGGAGACUGGAUUACUUUGUAUUGUCAAGUAGGCUCCGCUCUAAAAUGUGUGAUAGUAUCAUUCAUAAAGAUAUCCUUGGAAGUGACCAUUGCCCAAUAACACUUACUAUAGCUUUUUAAACAGUUGGAUCAGAUUGACAAGAGAGAUGUUAAAGUACAUAGAGGAUGUCUAAAUGCUUGCUUUUGCUGUAGUUGUGUGGCUUGUUCAGAAAACCAUCAAAAUAGUAGACGGAGAUGGAAAAUUUCAUCACGAUAUAGAAACCAUCAAAAACUGAGGCAUCUAUAAAUUGAUUAUUAAAAUUUCUUUUAAUCAUAAAAAAAUACAAAUUUCAUAUAUUUUCAACCUUCUGUUGUAGGUUUUAUCAAUCGACUGUGAAUGUGAUUUUUUUUUCUUUUCUGGAAAAUAAAUGUUUUCAAUUA